Messenger RNA from Microsporum canis CBS 113480, 2061 nucleotides. Its product is annotated as phosphorus acquisition-controlling protein. The record is from RefSeq and is a predicted model, not a curated record. Gene Ontology annotation, molecular function: protein dimerization activity. The coding region runs from base 1 to 2061 and encodes 686 amino acids. The transcript has 3 exons. Lineage: Eukaryota; Fungi; Ascomycota; Eurotiomycetes; Onygenales; Arthrodermataceae.
AUGAUCCCUACCACGACAGAUGACUACACCAGCCUGCUCGAUUUCAAUUUUGACCUGGCCGAAUUCGAUAGCGGCAGUUCCGGUGAUCGCCAGAACCAGAAUAUAUGCACCACUGCGCCGCCGCUUGUCUCCACGACCGGAAUGCAGGAUAUCAGCGGAUUGACCUCGAUGGAACAUACCAGCACCAGCCAGCCGCUACAGGAACAGCAACAACAGCAUUAUCCUGCCUCCGUCACAAUGCCAGGCAGCGAGCCGGUCACUCCAAUGGACAUGCAGGGUCCUAAUCCGAUGCAGUCUCAACCACACUACUACAUGAAACAGCAGCAAUCACAGAACGCUUACGGCACAGGCUACGGACAACGCCAGUCCUUUGUUCCGCCCACUCCGGAUAGCGCUGAUAUGCACAACGGAUCACAAAACUACAGCCUUCGACUCGAAACCGGACACCAGCGAGGCUACGAACCAUUUACAAGAGGAAUGGAGGACCAGAGCUCAUUUACUCCGCUCAUCUCGCCAGCCAUGACCCCAUUGGAACAUCAACUAAGAUUCCCUGAAUACACGACUCCGGGAGAGUAUCUUAGCCCGCUUACGUCUCCAGCUCUGGAGGCACGACAAUCCAACGGCGCUGGCUUCAACUUCCCCAAUGGCUCGCACAUGGACUACAGCGCUAUGCUAUCAUCGCCAACUGAAAUAGGGCAUCAUCCUGCAACUUCCAGCGCAUUAACAAAUUCGCCAAAACUUAUCCAGAAACAACGACGCAAAUCUCAGGCCUCCAGACUAUCACGACAGUCUCCCUCUGUUAGGCCCCUCAAUGGACGGUCACGACCACAGACCGAAGCUGAAGCUCGUGCGCGAGCGAAAAAGCUCUCCGCCCAGGCCGCUGCCAACAGGACCUCAAAUUCACGCAACUCCAGCAGCAAUGAAGGAUCUGGCCUAGAUUCCGUUUCGCCUGAGCCACUUACGGAGCCAUUGAUGCCACCGCCCGCAUUACCCAGAUCUGGAAAGUCACCGUAUAUGGGCGCACAGGAUCAAACCACAUCGAUGAACGAAGUAGCCACUCCAGCCACUCUAAUGAAGCUACAGAAACAGCAAAUCUCUCCUGGGAUGGAUGGAGAGUUCUCCAGAAACGGUACUGUCAUCGUUGGGUCGGCUCCUGAGGAACAGAUGGAGGAUAUAUCGCUCCCAGAAUCAGCCUCGUUUCACACAAUGCCAAGUGGCGAGAGCACACCAACACUACACGCCAAACCCUCACAGAUACUUAAACCGCGCAUCGAAUCGAUAUCGGAACUAAAAGGAGCAACCUCCGUUACCCCAAGCCCGAUAAUAAAAGCAAAAGGUUCUCCCAGCGGCCCGGUUGGCCUAAAACGAUCCGACUCCAAACAAAGUUCUAGAGUGACAAAGAAACGCCAGGGAAUGAGCGCUGCUCAGAGCCCGGCAUUGAGACCAAAAAUAAGUCCUAGUGUAUCUAGUGAAAUCUCCGCUCUACAUCUUGCCUCAAAAUCAAACUACCAGCAUAUCCUUGAAGGUACUCUCCUACCGGGAGUAACGUACCCAGAAGCUCUUGCCGAAAAUUUAAGCUCGAAACGAACAAAUCACAAACUUGCCGAACAAGGGCGCCGAAAUCGCAUAAAUUCCGCCCUUAAGGAGAUCGAAAGCCUGCUGCCGAUUUCAUUGACACAUAGAGCCAAAGAAAAGGAACAAAAUAAGGACUUUGCUGAUGGUGGCUCGACUGGGAAUUCUAAGAUCCCCGAUAAACCUCCGACGAACCAGCCCAUCAGCAAAGCAAGCACCGUCGAAAUGGCCAUUGUUUAUAUCAAAGCCUUGCAGCAAGAGCUGGCAGAAACAAAGGCUAAACUGCAAUUAGCAGAAUCGAAAUUCUGCAAUAUCUCUCCUGACCUGGCCCCUGCACCUAUUCCCGUCUCUGCCUCUAGCUCCGAGCCGAACCCUGUGAAGACACCUAAGGCCCAAGGCGAGAACCAAGAUACCAUCAUAAACGAAAACCCCACCCCAGGCGCAGCUCCUAUAACCGCUGUAACUGAUACCACCCCAGAAUCGAAAUAA